AUGUCCGCGCCCGUGGACGAAGACGCCUACUUCUCCACCCAGCCCCCGCCAGCCUCGCUCCCGGCGCAGAUUGCGGCUUCAACCGACUUUGUGAACCGCCAUGCCGCCGCCGGCCGGCGCGUGGUCCUCAUCACCUCGGGCGGCACCACCGUUCCCCUCGAGAAGCAGACGGUCCGCUUCAUUGACAACUUCUCCGCCGGCACGCGGGGCGCCACCAGCGCAGAGUACUUCCUCGAGGCCGGCUACGCCGUCAUCUUCCUCCACCGCGAGUUCUCCCUCGUGCCCUACGCCCGCCACUUCUCCCACAGCACCACCGGCUCAUUCCUGGACUUUCUCGAGGAGGACGGGCACGGCAACGUGAGGAGCAAGGACGCCCGCAUGGGCGACGUCCUCCAGCGGUACACCCGCGCCCGGACAGAGGGUACCCUCCUCACCAUCUCCUUUGUCACCAUCACCGACUACCUCCACUCGCUGCGCGCCAUCUCGCGCCUCAUGGCGCCCCUCGGCCCCCGUGGGCUGCUCUACCUCGCCGCCGCCGUCUCAGACUUCUUCGUCCCCGAGUCCCGCAUGGCCGAGCACAAGAUCCAGUCCACCGACGUCGCCAUGCCCGCCGACGAGGAGGAGUUUGACAACUUUGACAAUGCGCCCCGGAUCGCCCGCUCCAAGCGUCUUGUUAUUGAUCUGGACCCCGUCCCCAAGUUCCUCAAGAACCUCGUCGACGGCUGGGCCCCCGAGGGCAUGAUCACCUCGUACAAGCUCGAGACCGACCCGAGUCUGCUCGUCCACAAGGCCCGCCACUCGCUCGGCCGCUACCAGCACCACCUCGUCAUCGGCAACCUCCUCGCCACGCGCAAGUGGGAGGUCUGCUUUGUCAGCCCCGGCCGCGAGGACCAGUGGCUGCGCGUUGGCAAGAAGGACGGCAGCACGUGGACUGAGGAACAGGUCAGGGCGCUGCAGGCGGGCCGGGUGCCCAAGGAGGAGCCCAGCGGUGAGAUUGAGAGUUUAAUUAUUCCCGCGGUCAGGGACCUGCACGAUGAGCACAUCAAGACAAGUGAAGCCAGAUCACAUCAAUAA
Emericellopsis atlantica is the source of this 1074-nucleotide messenger RNA. Its product is annotated as DNA/pantothenate metabolism flavoprotein. The record is from RefSeq and is a predicted model, not a curated record. Lineage: Eukaryota; Fungi; Ascomycota; Sordariomycetes; Hypocreales; Bionectriaceae. Gene Ontology annotation, cellular component: nucleus; cytoplasm. Gene Ontology annotation, molecular function: phosphopantothenate--cysteine ligase activity. Gene Ontology annotation, biological process: coenzyme A biosynthetic process. The transcript has a single exon. Bases 1 to 1074 code for a protein of 357 amino acids.